Molecule: messenger RNA, 4807 nt
Organism: Nomia melanderi (Alkali bee)
Lineage: Eukaryota; Metazoa; Arthropoda; Insecta; Hymenoptera; Halictidae
Source: RefSeq, a predicted model, not a curated record
AUCAGCAGCUCUCCGGAGCUCCAAGGAGUAACACGCAUCCUCCAAGCGUUGAAGUCUCUCACAACGGUGAAACUGUCCUACGAAAAAACCAACUACAUCAGUGGGGACGGCAGAUAAGAUGCGGCGCACGAGACACGUCGCGCUGCCAGUAAAGGCUUGGGAGUAUAUCGGUCUUCUGAUAGUCUCCCUAGCUUGUCUAACUUUAGGGUUGAUCUCCAGAGACAAGGAAGGCCAUGCUGGAAGCCUGGCAGGACCGGAACUGAAACACCAAGCUCCUCAUGAGGUCGACGCCUGUCCAAACUUGAACCCCUUCACCACGGUGCCUUCCUACUCCACCCUCGACGAUCAGACCACAGCGCCAAGGAUAUCGGUAGAGACUGCAGCGAGCAGAGUUAGUCUUCUACCGGAUACUCCGAGGUCUUCCCGAUCAAGGAGCUUAGAUCGCAGUUCCCAGUCGCGACUACGAUCAAGAAUAGACUCCAGGAUCGCGAGUAGACUGAUCGAUCGAGAAGCAACCGAUUCCAGGCUCGGGACCAGAAGUCAAGAAUCCAUGCGACGUUCAACCGAUUCCAACCGACUUUCUAGAUCCUCGAACCUGGCUCGUUCCACCGCUCGAUCUCUGGACCGCAGAUCUCGCAGCGCCGAACGAAGAUCGGUUGUCGACCAACGAGAAAACCGAGAGGCUCUUGCGCGCAGGAUUUCGGAACGGGAACGUUCGAACGAUCGACUCGAUGCUAGAGAUCGUAGAUCCGACUCCAGGGAACGACGAAGACUUCAAGAACGCAGGACUCGAUCGUUGGAUCGCCGGGAACUGGAUUUCGAACGUCGAGUUAAUCUGAAACGAGAGGUCAUUCGCGAAGAUCGGCGAAGGAACUUGGUAAAUCGCGCGGACAGACGCAACGAAGACCGUAGAUCAUCUGCUCGAUCGCUGAGGAAUGUGUAUCAAGUUCGAUCGGCUUCCGAAGAAGAUCGCCGAGAUGUUCGAUCGAUUUUGGACGAAAGACGAAAUCCUGCUGCUUCGAGAGACGAGGAUAGACGAUCUGCUCGAAGGAUCGACGUUUCUAAGUCUUCCGACUCUCGGUCUCGCGCUUUGGACAGGACUACGAGAAACUCCCGCAUCGAUAAACAAUAUUCUCGAUCACUGGAUCACCAGAGCUCGCACAUGGAAAAUGAUGAUUCUAGUAGAAGGCUGCUGAAAAGAUCGAUAAGCUUGGAAGAACGUCGUGAAAGGAAUGCGCUGGAUUCUCGAGAACGACUCGACCGCAGAUCUACCGAUUCUCGACGCGAAAGGAUUGACCGUUCUCUGAGGACCACUGGCUCUUGCAACCGUUUGCAGUCAUCGACGAGACGAUUGGAUUCUAGAUUGGAUACUGAUCGCAACUCUGUGAGAUCGGAGAGACGAGAAGGAAGUGAACGAAGGGAGAGGAUCGGUAGAUUGGAUCGUAGAGUGGAUUCUAGAUCAGAUGACAGGCGAGAAUCUUCUAUGGCAAGGUCAUUGGAACAAUCUAGGAUGGAUAACUUGGAACGUAGAGAGAGGAUGAACCGAUUUUCCAGAGCACGUUUGGCUAGGUCUUCUGAAAACGUUAAGCGUGACUUGGAUCGACGUGUUAGGAAUCUAUCGGCUGAUCGACGAUCUGAACGCAGAGAAAUUGUUGCUUCGAGGACCCUUCGACAAGAUAUUAGGACUGACCGAUCUAGGAUAAACGGUUUGGAACGCCGAGAAGAACCCAGACGAUUGAUGCUAGCACGACAACCAAGGAUUGAUUCAUCGAGGACACCUGAAGCUACUAGACGUGAUUCAGAGCGACGUGUUAGGGAUCUAUCCGCUGAUCGACGAUCUGAUCGCAAGGUAACUGUGGAAUCCAGGGCUCUUGAACGUCAAAAUCGCGAUGAAAUUAGGACUGAUAGAUCUAGGAUAAACAAUUUGGAACGCCGAGAAGAACCCAGACGAUCGACAGUAGCCCGCCAAGCAAGGAUUGACAUCUCUAGAACACCUGAAGCUUCUAAACGUGAUUUGGAACGACGUGUUAGGGAUCUAUCCAGUGACCGACGAACUGAACGCAGAGAAAUUGUUGAUUCCAGGGCUCUUGAACGUGAAAAUCGCCAUGAAAUAAGGACUGAUAGAUCUAGGAUGAACAAUUUGGAACGGCGAGAAAAAUCCAGACGAUUGGUGGUAGGUCGGCAAGCAAGGAUUGACACCUCUAGGACACCUGAAGCUUCUAAACGUGACUUGGAGCGACGUGUUGGGGAUCUAUCCGCUGAUCGACGAUCUGAUCGCAGGGUAACUGUGGAAUCCAGGGCUCUUGACCGUCAAAAUCGCGAUGAAGUUAGGACUGAUAGAUCCAGGAUGAACAAUUUGGAACGCCGAGAAUCCAGAAGAUCAGUGGUAGCUCGCCAAGCAAGGAUUGAUACCUCUAGGACACCUGAAGCUUCUAAACGCCAUUUGGAACGACGUGUUAGGGACCUGUCCAACGACCGACGAUCUGAACGUAGAGAAAUUGUUGCUUCCCCAACCCUUCGUCAAGACAUUAGAAUUGACCGAUCUAGGACAAACAGUUUGGAACGCCGAGAAGAAUCCAGACGAUUGACAGUAGCCCGCCAAUCAAGGAUUGACACCUCUAGGACACCUGAAAAUUCGAGACGCGACUUGGAACGACGUGUUAGGGACCUAUCCAACGACCGACGAUCUGAACGUAGAGAAAUUGUUGCUUCACCAACCCUUCGUCAAGACAUUAGGACUGACCGAUCUAGGACAAACAGUUUGGAACGCCGAGAAGAACCUAGACGAUUGAUGCUAGCACGACAAGCAAGGAUUGAUACCUCUAGGACACCUGAAGCUUCUAAACGCCACUUGGAACGACGUGUUAGGGACCUAUCCAACGACCGACGAUCUGAACGCAGAGAAAUUCUUGCUUCUAGGGCCCUUCGCCAAGAUAUUAAAACUGACCGAUCUAGAAUCAACAGUUUGGAACGCCGAGAAGAACCCAGACGAUUGACAAUAGCCCGCCAAGCAAGAAUUGAUUCUUCGAGGACACCUGAAGCUUCUAGACGCGACUCAGAGCGACGUGUUAGGGAUCUAUCCAGUGACAGACGAUCUGAACGCAGGGAAAUUCUUGCUUCCAGGGGUCUUCGCCAAGAGAUUAGGACUGACCGAUCUAGAAUCAAUAAUUUGGAACGCCGAGAAGAACCCAGACGACUGGUUUUAACUCGCCAAGCAAGGAUUGAUAUCUCUAGGACACCUGAAAAUUCGAGACGCGACUUGGAACGACGUGUUAGGGACCUAUCGGCUGAUCGACGAUCUGAACGCAGGGAAAUUCUUGCUUCCAGGGCCCUUCGCCAAGAUAUUAGGACUGACCGAUCUAGAAUCAACAAUUUGGAACGCCGAGAAGAACCCAGACGAUUGACAGUAGCCCGCCAAGCAAGGAUUGACACCUCUAGGACACCUGAAAAAUCGAGACACGACUUGGAACGACGUGUUAGGGACCUAUCGACUGAUCGACGAUCUGAACGCAGGGAAAUUCUUGCUUCUAGGGCCCUUCGCCAAGACAUUAGGACUGACCGAUCUAGAAUCAACAAUUUGGAACGCCGAGAAGAACCCAGACGAUUGACAGUAGCCCGCCAAGCAAGGAUUGACAUCUCUAGGACACCUGAAAAUUCGAGAUACGACUUGGAACGACGUGUUAGGGACCUAUCGGCUGAUCGACGAUCCGAACGCCGUGAAGUGAUCGAUUCCAGGAGAUCUUCUGAAAGGAAAUCAAAUGACAAUAACUUAAACCGCAGGGAAAUCAAAACUGGCAGAAGAUUGGAACGUCGAUCACUUGCGAACUCAAGAACAUUCUCCAGAUCUCUUAACUCCCUUGAUCGCCGAGAAGCUAAUACCGAUCGUCGUUUGCAAGAACGUUCUACACUUAACAUAGAGCGACGAGAAAGAUCGAAUCCACUGAACUUAGCCCGCGAAUCACGUGUUCCUUCCACCAGGUUGUCUGAAGCUUCUGAACGCAACUCUGAUCGACGUAUUAGGUAUCUCUCCAGCGAUCGUAAAUCUGAACGUCGAGCAACUGUAGAUUUUAGAAGAGUUUCUAGAUCUUUGGAGUCUGCAAAUCGCGAGGAAAUCAGAAACGACCGCCGUCUCUCAGAAAUAUCCGAGCGAAACUUAGACUCUAGACGACACCUGCAACGAAGAAUCAAUGUUGAUCGAUCGCAGCGCACUAACGAUCUUUCCAACGACAUUCAACGGAGACAAAGACUGAUAUCUUCUAGAAAAUCCUUGAACGAUAUCACACGAUCUCGCCUGUUAGAUCUGAACAUCCACGAAUCAAGGAAACACUUGAUGGACUCUCUUCGGCAACUUCUUAAAUCCUCCCAUGACCUUAGAACCUCUGACAGACUGUCAGACCGUUUCGAUGGCACUUCCUCUAGGUUAAAAAUGUCAAAUGGUCUAAGCGUCCUGAAAGGAUAUUUCAUGAACAACGACACGACACUCGAAAUUCUACGCCAGGCAAUUGUAAUCGGUCUUUGUGCUAUCUACGGACUAUCCAUCUUCCAUGGAAAACAAUCCCUUAUUAGCAAUAUCGGGAGACCAAUCCCACGCUUCAUUCUAUGGUAAACGAGUCCACUCUUCAUGGGGAAACAACGAUCCGUUACUUCCAGCAUCCGCUUCUAGUCGUUGUUCUAGUGUAAUAAUAGUUCCAAGUGUUGUACUUGCAGUUGUCUUGAAUCUGUAUAUUAAUGUACAGCUACUGUAUUCGACGUAGACAGAAAUGUAUCGCCUGUACCUAGAAAAAUAUAUUUUGCCUCAAUAAAUUGU